Siniperca chuatsi (mandarin fish) is the source of this 6127-nucleotide messenger RNA. RefSeq names its product dihydropyrimidinase like 2b (gene dpysl2b). Lineage: Eukaryota; Metazoa; Chordata; Actinopteri; Centrarchiformes; Sinipercidae. Gene Ontology annotation, molecular function: hydrolase activity, acting on carbon-nitrogen (but not peptide) bonds, in cyclic amides. The transcript is spliced from 15 exons. Bases 355 to 2301 code for a protein of 648 amino acids. The record is from RefSeq and is a predicted model, not a curated record. Gene Ontology annotation, cellular component: cytoplasm; cytosol.
CUGUGUGACAUGUUUCACUUAUUAGCUUACUCAGCUUUUAGACUCUCCGGCAGGCAGGCGGGUCACUGUACCCUGAUGGAUUAGAGCUCUAUAGAACAAGUCUUUACUUUGGACAAGAAAGGAUCGUUUCCGGAGAGUCACAUCUGAUGCGCUCCUGCCGCCACCAGUCUCUGGACGGGUUCACACAGGCUACAGUGCGACCACCUGCAAUUGGAAACCAGCAAAGGCGGUGGCUGUCCAGGCGUGCGGAGCUGGGAAAAAAAUAAAAAAUAAAAAUAAUACAAGGAGCUGAGACUCUGAGCAUCUGUGCAGCUACUCCCCGAGAAACCUCACAGCCCCCCCAGCCCGUAAGGCAUGUCGACCGCCGGGGAAGUGCCAGCCUUCUUCAAGAGCAUGGGCUCAGACAGCCCCGCCAGGCCGAGGCAGAAAUUCUGUGGCAUGUUCUGCCCGGUGGAAGGCUCCUCGGACAGCAAGACGCUCGACUUUGAUACACUCUCGGCGUGCAGGGGCAGGAGUGACGGGCGAGUCAUUGACCGGCAGACCGACAUCUCCCAGCCAAGAAAGGUGGAGAUAAGGGAGAGCACAGGGAAAGAAGCUCUGCAGAAUCUGGAUGAUAAAAGGAGUGACCGUCUCCUGAUCAAAGGAGGGAAGAUUGUGAACGAUGACCAGUCCUUCUGUGCUGACAUCUAUAUGGAGGACGGAGUCAUCAAACAAAUUGGGGAAAAUCUCAUCGUGCCCGGCGGGGUAAAAACCAUCGACGCCCACGGGCGCAUGUUGAUGCCAGGCGGCAUCGACGUGCACACGCGCUUCCAGAUGCCCGAUCGAGGUAUGACGUCCGCCGAUGACUUCUACCAGGGAACCAAGGCUGCACUGGCUGGAGGCACCACCAUGAUCAUUGACCACGUGGUUCCUGAGCCCGGCGUCAGCCUCAUCUCGUCCUUCGAGCAGUGGCGCGAAUGGGCCGACAGCAAGUCCUGCUGCGACUACUCGCUGCAUGUCGACAUCACCGAGUGGCACAGGGGCAUCCAGGAGGAGAUGGAGGCGCUCGUGAAGGAUCACGGUGUGAACUCUUUCCUGGUCUACCUGGCUUAUAAGGAUAUUUUCCAGCUUACUGACGCUCAGGUGUACGAGGUGUUCAGUGUGAUCCGCGAUCUGGGAGCCAUCGCCCAGGUGCACGCUGAGAAUGGAGACAUUGUAGCUGAGGAGCAGCGCAGGAUCCUGGAGCAGGGGAUCACUGGGCCUGAGGGACACGUGUUGAGCCGUCCUGAGGAGGUGGAGGCAGAGGCUGUAAACCGCUCUGUGACUGUGGCCAAUCAGACCAACUGCCCCCUCUAUGUCACAAAGGUGAUGAGCAAGAGUGCUGCUGAUGUCAUCGCUCAGGCCAGGAAGAAGGGCACUGUGGUCUAUGGAGAGCCAAUCACUGCAAGCCUGGGAACAGAUGGUUCCCACUAUUGGAGUAAGAACUGGGCCAAGGCAGCUGCCUACGUCACCUCCCCUCCCCUGAGCCCCGACCCAACCACACCAGACUAUCUCAACUCCCUGCUCUCCUGUGGUGACCUGCAGGUGACAGGAAGUGCGCACUGUCCCUUCAACACUGCCCAGCGUGCUGUGGGCAAAGAUGACUUCAGCUUGAUUCCUGAAGGCGUCAAUGGCACCGAGGAGAGGAUGUCUAUCAUCUGGGACAAGUGUGUGGUGACGGGUAAGAUGGACGAAAACCAGUUUGUGGCAGUGACCAGCACCAACGCUGCCAAGAUCUUUAACCUGUACCCCCGCAAGGGUCGUAUCGCCGUGGGUUCAGACGCUGACCUGGUGCUGUGGGACCCAGACAUCACAAAGAUUAUCUCUGCCAAGAGCCACAACUCGACUGUGGAGUACAACAUCUUUGAGGGGACAGAGGUGCGCGGCGGGCCUCUGGUGGUGAUCAGCCAGGGCAAGAUCGUCUUGGAGGAAGGAAACCUCCACACCACUGAGGGCUCGGGACGCUAUGUGGCCCGAAAACCUUUCCCUGACUACGUCUACAAGAGGAUAAAAGCUCGCAGCAGGCUGGCUGAGCUGAGGGGUGUACCCAGAGGACUGUAUGACGGUCCGGUCUGCGAGGUGUCAGUCACCCCGAAAACCAUGACUCCUGCCUCCUCUGCCAAGACCUCGCCUGCCAAGCAGCCCAACCAGCCCGUCCGUAACCUGCAUCAGUCUGGAUUCAGCCUAUCCGGUGCUCAGAUUGAUGACAACAUUCCUCGCCGGAACACCCAGCGCAUCGUGGCGCCACCAGGUGGCAGGGCCAACAUCACCAGCCUGGGUUAGAGCUCCGCCCUCAGCCGCUGAGGAGGAAAUGGAGAUCUGAGGCCAACAGGAGCUGAGGGUUCGAGAAACCACGUCACGACACCGAGGGCCGAACGCCUCACAGCACCUGACCGGGCCAUCCAUCAGCCUCGAUCUUUCACCUCCUCCUUCGCAGCUUUUCACGUACCCACUCUCCUCCUCCCCAAAACCUGAUCCUAGAGGACACAGAUAGAAAACAAAAACAAACAAAAAAAAAAAGGUCUGCCUCAUAUGAUGACAAAAGAGAAAAAAUGAAAACACACCUUAUUUGAGCACUUUUGACUGCAUUGUUUGGUUUUUUUAUACCGUACUUUCUCCUUGCCAUGUAUCCUUUUGAUGUUCGUUUUACUGUUGUUUUAAUAGAGGGGUCAAGUGAGACUAAACUGAAUUAAUACAGUUAAGAAAAGAGGAUCAUUUUCAUGCAGGAUGACCAUUGUAUUUCCAUUCUUUCUUUUCAUUUAGGGAGUAGUGUAAAUGGAGCAUGGGUACAAAACCAGUAUUUCUAUCUUCUUUUCUUGCUUUUGUGAGAUAGGCCAAACAGUAGGUUGCUUUAAAUUGAACAGUCUAUUCAGCCAACAAGAAUCUAAUACUUCCUUCAAGCUGUCGACUAUCUAUGAUUUAUAUUAUGUUGCAUUUCAAUCGCUUCACUUUCCUGUGCAUCGCCAUCUGUCACACACUGCUACAAUCAGCAUCCAAUUGAUUAUUCUCCAUGAGGACGGCCUCAAGAUUUGAAAAAUUGAACAACACAACAAUCAUUUAUUAGGGUUGUAGGCUCUCGCAGCACUGGCUCUCAUCUCAUGUUUUCCCACCUGUGGCUUUGCUAAGGUACAGUAAAAAAACAUAUUCCAUAUUUGGCAGCUGCCUUACAGCUUGUGAGACUUGUGGAGCAGAAGGAGCUUUGGCAGGUAGUAAAUAGAGCUUUAUGUCUCGUAUCUGAGUGUCAGGCCAUCGUUAAGUGGGAGAAUUGAAGGAAAGAUUUAGGGAGGAAAGAGAAAGUUGUACUCGCUGUCACUUCAAACUCAACCUUUCCUUGCCUUAUUGUCUCUUAGUGCCGUCCUUUUAGAGAACUAUUAGAAGUGCGGGGAAGGUGCCAUUCACUACGCAGCUACAUAUUUUCCAGCUUGUUUGCAUUCCUGUGAAUCGUAAAGGUCCAAAUUUUUGAUUGACAGCUGUUGAAGCAGCUGAUAACCGUCCCAUCACCAACCAGUGCAUUUACAUACAGAAUGUUUCUGCUCCUCCAAAUGUGACUGUUUUAUACUCAUCAUAAUCCCUCUUUCCUUUCUACUCUUUAUGUGCCUGAACCCACAGAAGUUGUACUGAUAGUUUGAUUUUUCUUGUUUUGUUAUUCUUAUUGAGGUAAGUGAAGGAUGUAAGAUAAAAAGAUGUAAAAUAGACAGGAUUAACCGAUUCAAAGGUGCCAGAUUUUGCGCUUUCAUAGGGCCUAUUCUGCUGGUAGAGCCCAUGUAAAGACGGAAAAUGCUCGAUAUCUUGAAAUGUUCUAAUGUUUUAGAGUUUUUAACUUGUUGUCAAACUGCUUUUUAGUGUCAUUCUGUAACUAGGUGCCUAAGGGCUGAGCACUAUUGAUUUACGCUUGAAAGUAGACAUGAGCUAAUGUACUUCUGACUAGUGUGCAGUGUUGAUGUGUGAGGGAUGGGACACGCACAGCAGGCUCCUGUACAGCACUCCUCACUGUUGUGGACGUGACAUCGCUCCGGGCCGUGUUGAGCACUCAUAUGUUCUUGUUCCUUAUUUUUAUUUUUUCUUUUGUCGUUGCAUGAUCUGGUUUUCAUUAAGCCAAGUAACUGAUUUCCUGUGUUAGUCCUUAUGUCAACGAGGUCUUGGCCACCAGUCACCAUCUCUCUGCAGCCUUUUUCUUCCCCAUGACUCAACACGGAGCAACAAGCUCACCCUGAUAUGGACGUAGCCAGGGGCCAGUUACAUAAAUGUAGAUUAAGACUAGCCUCUGCUUUAGACUGGUCUUAAAUUCUUAAGACUAGUCUUAAAUUCUUAAAACUAGUCUAUUAACGCAGACUUAUUUUUAGUCAACAAACUGGUUAAGACCUACUUGUCGCUAUAGCAACAUAUUAGAGAUUGCUUUAGUUAGCUAGUGGACACAUCAGUCUGUGUCAUUUGUCAUUUGAUGAAAUCAUUUGAAGUCUGUCCUAAAAUUAGAGUUCAAUUUAAGUAUGUCUUUAUGCAACUAGCCCCUGACUCACUCACACAUAUACUGUACAUACAUACAUACAAAAUGUAGAUAUACAACCAUACACCACCUCUGUGUUUGUGCUUUCAACCCCAAUUUUUCAGGCGUCCUCCCCUCUGAUAUAACUGGAAGUCUAUAGAAGGCAAAGUCUGUCAGCGUUACGAAUGGUAUAUGUAUUUAAAGAAUCCAAAGCAGGGGGAAUGUAACAAAUGCAUGUCUGAAGCAUUCAAAGAUGAGACAAGACAGGAAUGGGAAAUGGAAACUCGAUCUCCAAAAGGUUUCCACAAGUCAUGAGUGGGGAAUUUUACCCUGGUCUGUCUGACCAGUGUUUCUUUCAUUCAGGGUGGUCUACCGUAGCCUCUUUUCUUUGUAACAUCGUAUUGAUACUUGUAGCUUAUUUGAGCUGCCCUCUCUUCUUAUAGACACAAUCUACACUAUAUUACUAACUACUGCUACACUAGACGGGAGGGUAUGUGGGUGAAGAGGUGGGGGGUGAAGUACUAAAACACUAAUACAAUUUGGCAGCAAGCGUAGCUCUCAUGAGAGUAUUAGUAUGCUUAUUGUAUUUUUGUAUUUUCCAUGACACUCCUUCCUGUCAGUUUGUCUUUAUCUGUUUUUCUCUUCCUUUCAUUUUCCCCUUUCUUUCUUUCUUUCUUUCUUUCUUUCUUUCUUUCUUUCUUUCUUUCUUUCUUUCUUUCUUUCUUUCUUCUUCUACCUCCCUCCCUGGCUCUUUCGUUGUUUCUGGCUGUUGCCGUGGCGACAGACCCCUCCAUUCUCCCAGGGUUCUGCUUUUUGUUUGUCAUGGUAACGCUUGUCAGAUUGGAGGUUGCCAUUAGCAACCCGUCCUGACCUGGUGCUAUUAGUACAGCUUUGCGACUGCACACACACACACACACACACACACACACACGCGCGCGCACACACGCUUGCGCGUGCACACACACACACACACACACUUUUAUUAUUAGUCUGUGACAGUGUUGCACCAUUUCUACAUAAUCCUGUGCUGAGUUGCGUGGAAUCCAGAAUCCUCUGCUGCUUAAAAAGAAUCUAUUAGUGUUGAAAGCACACUACAGACUAUAGUAGAAACACACACACACACACACACACACACACACACACAUCAAACAGCCAUUGCUGUGAUGCAGCACCCAUGCCUGAAGAAUUGACUUGGAUAUUAAAAACCAGCUGUCAUCGCUGGCGUCCUCGCCGUGUCCCAUGCCUCCUCGAUUUACACACACACUAAAACACACACUUAUACUCCUUUAAUGCUCUGUCAGCUUGGAUGCAUUUUCUAUGCCAUAUUAUGCUAAUGAUAUAUGAGUGAUAUGUAUGUACGCAACGUGCUGCAGACUGAGAGGAGCUUCCUUCUGUUCUGAGGUUGUUGAUGCUGUUGAACACCUUCUUGCCCCCUGAACCCUCUCGUCCCCCUCUGUAAGCCUUUCCGCUUUGUGAAAGUGAAACUGUGUGAUGGUAUUUGUCUUGGUGGCUGUGGGGUUUCUGGGAUGCUUGCUCACUAUGGAAAGUGUCAAAUCCCAUAGGUGGUGAUGUAAAAAAAACAACAACAAGGACUUCAAAGAAUUAAAAAAAUAAGAAAAAAAGGAA